Messenger RNA from Theobroma cacao (cacao), 3729 nucleotides. RefSeq names its product Calmodulin-binding transcription activator protein with CG-1 and Ankyrin domain. Gene Ontology annotation, molecular function: transcription coregulator activity; protein binding; double-stranded DNA binding. Gene Ontology annotation, cellular component: nucleus. Gene Ontology annotation, biological process: regulation of transcription by RNA polymerase II. NCBI's taxonomy places the organism in Eukaryota, Viridiplantae, Streptophyta, Magnoliopsida, Malvales, Malvaceae. The record is from RefSeq and is a predicted model, not a curated record.
UUUUCUAUUUGGAUUUGCGUAUGUUCAGCGGUACAAACAAGUGCGUGUCCAGCGGGAACAUACUAAAGGGCCCUACUAUUGACUAUAGCCAGUCAAAACUUGCCACGUCAUGAACUAAACCGCACUCAUCAUUUCUUAUGGGCAACCAGAUUCCACCGCACCUUCGUGGUUCCAGUGAUUCCACAAUAUUAUAAGUCCCAGCCGUACAGUGAGUAACCCUGAGAUUUUUCAAGUCAAAUUCCAAUCCCUUGUCUUUCUUUUCUCUUCUUCGCUCUUUUCCUGUGACAUGGUACUAAUUAAGAGCUUAGACCUGACCUGGUUCAAGUGAGAUCCAGUGUAGAAUUCACUUUACCUCCCUUCUUCCGCCACCCGGUUAUUCCUAUUCCCGCUCGGACCUUUGACUUGAGAUUCAUUUCCUCCUCGGUCCAGUUAAAGGUUCCCCGUUCCAAUGAGCGCAACCAUGUCUUUUUCCCUACAGUUUGUUUAUUUUUUAUUUUUUUUUUAUAGGAACUGAAGAUGGCGCAAUCGGAGUAUGAUAUUAAUAAUCUCUUUCGAGAAGCUCAAGCUCGGUGGUUAAAGCCAGCGGAAGUGUUCUUUAUACUGCAAAACCAUGAGAAGUAUGAACUGACCCAGGAGCCUCCUCAAAAGCCAACAGGUGGCUCUUUGUUUCUUUUCAACAAGAGAGUUCUUCGUUUCUUUCGUAAAGAUGGUCAUAGUUGGCGUAAAAAGAAGGAUGGAAGGACUGUCGGCGAAGCCCAUGAAAGGCUUAAGGUGGGUAAUGUUGAAACUUUAAAUUGUUACUAUGCUCAUGGAGCGCAGAACCCCAAUUUUCAGAGGCGUAGCUAUUGGAUGCUGGAGCCGGCAUAUGAGCAUAUUGUUCUCGUUCAUUAUAGGGAGAUAAAUGAGGCUAAGCCCAGUUCUGCAUCCAUUGUGCAGUCACCGGUAUCCUCUUCUGGUUUUAGUUUAAGUCCAAACUCUUAUACUUCUCAAAAUCCUGGAUCCAACUCUCUAGCUAGCGAUGUGCAUGAACCGUAUCAGAAUUCAUCUAGUCCUGGGUCUGUUGAAGUUAGUUCUGAUAUAGUCAUUAAGAACAAUGGAAUAGAUAAUGCAGUAGAGUAUGCCAGUUCAGCUGAUCUUCAAGUUAGUGAGGCUUUAAAGAGGCUUGAGGAGCAGUUAAGUUUGAACGAGGACAGCUUCAAAGAAAUGAGUCCAUUGUGCUGCCUGGAUGGAGAUACAAAUGAUUCAAGAUUUCUGGAAUAUGGAAGAGAGAUCACCAAGCAGGAAUUACAAGCAGGUCUACUGUACGAACCAAAUGAUAUUGUUCAAGAUCACCUUUAUUCUCAACAUCCUAGGGUGGAAAAUUAUUCAAAUAGUUUUGGGCUGCUUCCGGAUGGAGGUAAAAAUGGACAAAAUAGUCAAGUAUAUGUCAGUGAUAGUUCAGAUGGAAGCAAGGAAUCUCUGUAUUGGAAAAAUGUAUUUGACUCAUGCAAGACUCAAUCAGGAGUUGACUCCCAGGGAAAGCCACUAACUUCUUCAAGAACUGGACCAGCUUCACAACAGGAACAGAGUCGUUGGCUGAAUAUUAAUGGAUCCAACAUUGGAGACUCUUCUGUACUGCUACAUCAAGAAGUUGAAAAUGAUAUAAUUCCUUCCUAUUCUUCUGCAAUAGAAGGUGUUGACACCAAUUCUGAUUAUUAUGCAAUGUUGUUCAACCAAGAUGGAAUAGGAGUUCCUCUCGCAGCAGAUUCAAGCUUGACUGUUGCACAGAAACAGAAGUUCACAAUUGCGGAAGUUUCUCCAGAAUGGGGUUACUCCAGUGAGGCCACAAAGGUCAUCAUUGUUGGAUCUUUUCUGUGUGAUCCAUUAGAAUCUGCCUGGGCAUGUAUGUUUGGGGAGACUGAAGUUCCUCUUGAGAUCAUUCAGGAAGGCGUUAUCUGUUGUAGAGCUCCUCCUCACCUUCCUGGGAAGGUCACACUCUGCAUCACUAGUGGCAAUCGUGAAUCCUGCAGUGAAGUCAGAGAAUUUGAGUAUAUAGCUAAUACUAAUAGUUGUGCUCAGUGUAAUUUGUCCCACAAAGAAGCUAAUAGAAGUCCUGAAGAGCUAUUGUUACUGGUCAGAUUUGUGCAGUUGCUUCUGUCAGACUCCUUGCAGAAAGAUAGCAUAGAGUCAGGAAUAUAUCUUCGGAGUAAGUUCAAAGCUGAUGAUGAUUCAUGGAGUCAUGUCAUAGAGGCUCUUUUAGUUGGCAGUGGGACUUCAUCUGGUACCGUUGAUUGGCUUCUGGAAGAGCUUUUAAAGGACAAAUUGCAGCAAUGGUUAUGUUCUAGAUCCAAGGGGGCAGUUGAUCAGUCAGGCUGCACUAUGUCCAAGAAAGAGCAAGGAAUAAUACACAUGGCUGCUGGAUUGGGCUUUGAGUGGGCCUUAACUCCGAUUCUAAACCAUGGAGUCGGUAUAAAUUUCCGAGACAUUAAUGGGUGGACUGCUCUUCACUGGGCUGCACGUUUUGGAAGAGAAAAAAUGGUUGCUGCACUUAUAGCUUCUGGUGCUUCAGCUGGUGCAGUGACAGAUCCAACCUCACAAGAUCCAAGUGGCAAAACCGCAGCAUUUAUUGCUGCCUCCAGUGGCAAUAAGGGACUUGCUGGUUAUCUUUCUGAGUUAGCUCUUACUAGCCAUCUUUCAUCCCUUACACUGGAAGAAAGUGAGCUUUCCAAAGGCUCAGCUGCAGUUCAGGCCGAAAUGGCUGUGACUAGUGUCUCAAAGGGGAGCCUUGCCACCGGUGAGGAUCAGCUUUCACUUAAAGAUACCUUGGCUGCUGUCCGGAAUGCAGCUCAGGCUGCUGCACGUAUACAAAAUGCUUUCCGUGCACAUUCUUUCAGGAAACGACAACAGAAAGAAGCUGUUGCUACUGCAGCAAGUGUAGAUGAGUAUGGUAUCAGUUCAGACGAAAUUCAAGGUCUUUCUACCCUGUCAAAGCUAGCUUUUGGAAAUGCUCGUGAUUACAAUUCAGCAGCUUUAUCUAUUCAGAAGAAAUUUCGAGGCUGGAAGGGUCGCAAAGAUUUUCUGGCACUUCGCCAGAAAGUUGUGAAGAUACAGGCCCAUGUGAGAGGUUACCAGGUCAGGAAAAAUUACAAGGUAAUCUGUUGGGCUGUUGGUGUUCUAGAUAAGGUUGUACUUCGUUGGCGACGGAAAGGAGUUGGCUUGCGAGGUUUUCGCAGUGAGCCAGAGUCCAUUGAUGAAAGCGAUGAUGAAGACAUUCUCAAAGUGUUCCGCAAGCAGAAAGUGGAUGUAGCUGUUGAUGAGGCUGUUUCACGUGUGCUGUCUAUGGUUGAUUCUCCAGAUGCACGUCAACAAUAUCGCCGGAUGCUUGAAAGAUAUCGCCAAGCUAAGGCUGACCUUGUUAACACAAAUGAACCAGCAGCAUCAACUUCUAUAGGUGAUACUUAUGAUAUGGAAAGUGAUGAAUCUUUCCAAUUUCCAUAGGUGCAGCUUCUGAUCAGCCUAACGUACCUUCCUCCUCUUGGACCUCAUGUGAUAGUUUACAGGAUUUGUUGUAUAAUAGCCUGCAUUUCACUAUAGUUGUAACUUAGAUUGAUUUGCCCAUGUUCCUUGCAGUUGUGCUGUAUAUGCUUCUUGUAAUUAGUAAAUUACUGUAAAUGAUUUAUGAUGGGGUUGAUUGUGCUUGUGACCUAGAAUUCCCACAAAAAAUGGGCCAUAAGUUCUUCCUUUUUCCCA